AUGGGCACUGAACUAGCUGCUACAUUUGCUGCUGCAAGAAAUCAACAUUUUAAUGCCGCCGCUGCUGCCGCCGCUGCAACUGCACCAGCUACGGUUACUCGUGCCUCUACUUGCCCUUCUUCUUUACCACCUACUUCCACUUCCAUAAUUUCCCCAGUUGCCAAUGUUGUUGCCUCUUCUUCUGGUUUUGCACCAAAAGAUUCUUUUGUUAAUACUUUAGUUGAAAAUUAUAAUACUACGGUAAAGAAAAACCAAAAUUUGUCUGAUAAUAGCAUAUUAAGUCGUCAUAUUAAGAAGGACUCUAUACUAAAUGAUUCUUCUGGUGGUGCAACAUCUAUCAUCUUUUAA
Messenger RNA from Magnusiomyces paraingens, 348 nucleotides. RefSeq lists its product as uncharacterized. Bases 1 to 348 code for a protein of 115 amino acids. The transcript has 2 exons. Lineage: Eukaryota; Fungi; Ascomycota; Dipodascomycetes; Dipodascales; Dipodascaceae. The record is from RefSeq and is a predicted model, not a curated record.